AUGAACUUUACCAUAUUGCUGCCACUUCUGGGAGCCUGUACAGUGGUGGGGCCAUUCCAUAGCCCUGAGUGGGAGCCAGUAUAGGACCUGGUAUCCCAGGAUCAAAGCUGCAGGGAUCCCCGGUGCUGUGGCAACCUGCUUGUCUUCUGCCUUUUUCUGUUCUGGCAGAUCCAACAGUAUUGGCACCGGAUCACCAGGACUAGCAAGAGGGAUGCCAUCAAGGUGCCACUGCAGAGGUGGAUAUUGUCUUCCAUCAGACGUGAAACUUUCCUUGGGAUGAUCCCUGACUUCUUUUUUAGUCAUGAAAAAACCAAGGGCCUGGAUGCUCAUGCCCAACCACGGGCACAGAAGCAGAGAUGGAAAUACCGGAGGACCCUCGGGCAAACGUGGACCACCCAGUACCUACUGUCUCCACCCAGGGCCUACUGUCAAGACCUGCUCUGGGUUGUCCACACCCACUGUGAGCCUACCUUUUGUCCCUUUUCAAGCACCUGUCUUCUCCCUCAGAACCAUUCUUGGGAAGCAUGGCAGGUACCCUGGUGUCUUAAGGAUAGCCAGACUCACCCUUUCCUGCACACAUGCCAAAGAAUGGAGCAGCUGCUGGCUCCCUCCCAGGAGAAGCUGGUGCCAGUUGAGCCUGUUGGUAAGAUGAGUCACCCCAUCUCCACAGUCUUAGCUAUCUCUCCUCCAAGCUUCCCUUCAGCUCAGAGGCUGGAGCUCCGUUUCAGAGUAUUCCCAUCUGACCCUCCUAUCCAACAAUGGGAAAUGCCCACUGGGAAGCCCUGGGAUCCCUCAGCGCCAUGGGGUGAAACCCAGGUAGAAGACAGAGAAGACAGUAAAGGUUCUCAGGCCUUACAAUAUACAGACCAAAGAGAGAGCAAAAGGGUAGAUGCUUGGGAAAUACAAGCAUCUAGAGGCCAGCUCCCAAGAGGCUUUACAAUGGAGGAUGGUGCAGAGGCUAUGACUCUGGGAUGCAACCCCCAGAUGCUGUUAAUAACGGAAACUGAUGAAGAUAUCCCCAUGCCAGCAUGGAAGAACCAGGACCAGAUGAGAGUUAAAAAGGGAGUCAAAACUGAGGAACUAGGGAUGAGAGACCAGAGGGAGCCUGGAGAUGAGAAUCUUUGUACCGAGGCUCACAUGGGAGAGAAGCAAGAACACUUCAGAUGCAAAACUGAUAAAGCGACUCAGACACGAGAGUAGGGGAACCAGGACGAUGCUGUGGAGACACAGGCAUUUGCAAAGAAAAAAGAGAAAGAGGCCAGAGGGGAGGAAGAGGGAGAGGUCCAGGACCAAGAAUUGGGGACACAAGGCUGGACUGGAGAUAAGAACGGUGAGGUGCCCCAAAUGCUAAAGUGGGGGACACAAGACCAGACUGGAGGCAAUACUGGUGCAGAAAUUGAGGCAGAGGAGGGAAGCAAUAAAAAUCAGAUUGGAGGUGAGGAUGAGUUUCAAAUCCAGACAUCCAGGAAGGAUAGCCUGAGAGAAGUCAAACAACAGGAUGAUGUGGAGACCCAGGCCUUGGAGUGCAAGAAACGGGGAUGCAUUAGACGUGAGAAUGAGAUCCAGAAUCCAGUGGGGGAGAGGCAAAGACAGAAUGGAAGUGAGAAAGCCAGGAAGACCCAAGCAUGUAAGAGCAAGGAGCAGAGUCUGUCAAACCAUAAAGUUCAAGUGGGGAUGAAGAAACUCAGGGAGAUAAGAGAAGAGGACUGGGUGGUGAUCCAGGCACCAUGGUGGGGAAACCAGAGACUAGCUGGGAGUGAGACUGACAGAGAAUUUGAGAUACCGCGCUGGAGAAAUCAGAACCAGGUUGGAGGUGAACACACUGCAGAAAUUCAGUCAGUGGAGAGCGACCAAAGAAAAGAUGGAGAUAAAUAUGGUGCCCAUAGCCUGACACCUGAGGAUGAGAAUCAGGGACAGUUAAGAGGAAAAACUGAUGUGGAGACUUGCUCAGUAAGGAGGAAGAUCAAGGAAGAGACUGGAAAGGAGAAUGGAAAGGACAGUCAGGCACUAGGGGAGAGAAACGAGCAAGGUAAAGGCAAGGAUGAUGCACAGACCCAGGAACUUGGAGAGGAAAAUCAGGGUCAGUUAGGAAAUGAAUUUCAUAAAAAGAGUAACAUACCGAAGUGGAAGAAUCAAGAACACAUUAGUGGUAACAAUAGUACAAAUAAUACCCAGACGUCUGAGGCAGAGGAAGGGAAAGAAUUAACAAGCAAUGUUGAUGAUGAAACCCAUGCAGCAGGGUCAAAGAAAGUAGAGCAGGCUGAGGGCGAGGAUGAGUGGAAGAAGUUGAAGCAUGUGGGAAAUGAGGAGGGAACAGACAUUCAGACCCUAGAGAAGAAACGCCAGAGAGAACUUGGAGAUGAUGCUGUAGAGACACUGAGACCCAAGAGAGAGAACCAAGGAGGGUCCAAGGGUGAAGCCGGAGGGAGCCAUUCUGCAAGGAUGCAGAGACUCAGGAGAAGGAAGCAGAAACUGGUAAGAGGCCAAGGCAUUGGCCCAGAGACCCAAGCCUCUGUGGGAGAUGACCAGGGACAGUCAGUGUGUGAAACUGACGGAGAGGUCCAGACACAAGGGCAAAGGAUCCAGAACAGGGAUCGAGAUAAAGGUGCUGCAGAAAUCCAGGCUGCAGGGAACCAGAGAAACAGAGCAGAGGAUGCUGGACAGUCUCCAGCACCAAGGAGAGGAGACAAGGGUCAGGUCAGAGGAAAGGAUGCUGUGAGGACCAGUCUCCAAGGUGACUCUUCUGGGAGUGUGGGGCCCACAGGUAGGAAGUGUAGCCCAGCUCAACUCCCUGCCCUCACUGACUCUGGGGCCCCUAGACACAAGCAGCCAGUGACUGUAAACUGCCUCAACUCUGCUCCCUGUCCCAAGCCAAAGCCCCACCCUAACUGUAGUGAAGUCUUCCCACAGGUGGAAGAGCAUCUGACCAACCAGAGCACAGCCCCUGCCAGGAAGCACAGAGCUAAGGUCAGUGAGACCUCCCAGCAGAUCCAGCCUGGAUCCCGAAGACGACAAAGGGACAAAGAGGUGGAUCCAGGAAAGGCUUCCAGCCGGAUAGAGCAGCACUGGUACCCAAAGUCUCAGGUGCUUUCUGUCUUCCCCUCUCUCCUAUGUGGCCAGGUUCCCCAAGCGGCCACAGUUCUGUCCGGUGUGCCCACCGUGCUCAUCAUCCUGCCCUCAUGGCCAACCCUCAAGAAAAGCAAACGACUACUCCUGGAAUCCCUCAUGAAGAGGAGGAUUGCACACCUGAAGUGGGGCCUCCCUCGACGAACCCUGGAGUCUUUCUUCCACUUUUUGGAAUCCUGCUCACCACCUAUGGCUGGGGUUAGACUUACGGACCUUCAAAGGCAGCAAGACAGACAUCGUGAGACCCAGGGCUCCCUUAAGUCUCCAGAGAGGUCCCAAAGCUUUCCAGCUCUUGAAAGAAAAAGCUCAAAACUUCCUACUCAGACCAGGGCUCAAGAGAAGUGUACACUCAAGUCAGAGCCACUGGGCAGUUCCAUUCCACCCAAGAAGCCCAGGAGAAUCAGGCCACCAGAGGGAGCAAAGGAACCACAGAUCCAGGAAGAAGCACCCGAGGUCAAGAUCCAGGUUUCCAGGAAUCCCAAGCCAGCAGCAGAGCCUAGGAGCUGGUGUGGCCCAGGAAGGGUUCCAGAGCUUUCCAGGGAGAACAGCAGGGGCAGAAAAAUCAUCAGGCCUGGGGUCUCCCAGAUGGCAGAGAGGGCCUCCAGCAGAGUGAGAGCCUCGUCCUCUACAGCAGGCCACAACUACGGGAAAAAGGAAUACACACCCUGGGAGCCCUCCGAGCCCUCCAGACUCAAAUGUCAGCAGCCCAUGACAGACAGCUACCAGGGACGGGAGGAGCCUGGGAAUCCAAAUGGGGCUCCACGGAAUCCCUUAGCCCAACAGAAAUUUGGUUUUAUGAAGCAUUUGAGAUGUUUUCUCAGACAAUGUGGCUUUAAAAAGUAG
Nannospalax galili (Upper Galilee mountains blind mole rat) is the source of this 3969-nucleotide messenger RNA. RefSeq names its product chromosome unknown C22orf46 homolog (gene CUNH22orf46). Lineage: Eukaryota; Metazoa; Chordata; Mammalia; Rodentia; Spalacidae. The record is from RefSeq and is a predicted model, not a curated record.